Messenger RNA from Neoarthrinium moseri, 1968 nucleotides. RefSeq lists its product as uncharacterized. Gene Ontology annotation, biological process: amino acid transmembrane export from vacuole. Bases 1 to 1968 code for a protein of 655 amino acids. The record is from RefSeq and is a predicted model, not a curated record. The transcript is spliced from 3 exons. Lineage: Eukaryota; Fungi; Ascomycota; Sordariomycetes; Amphisphaeriales; Apiosporaceae.
AUGGUGCCACGGAACGACGAGCUCAGGCGCCCGCCACAGCCGCGCUUACUGUCCGUUCAGUCAUUCGUGUCCAAACGGUCGUUCCGCUCCCACUCAUCGUCCUUCGAGGCCGAUGAUGAGCGCUCCACGACGCCCUCGACCGAAGACUCCGGCCACGACAGGAUGAGCGACAGCAUCGACGACGGCCUUCCCUCGGCCUCCCGCUACCAGGGCGAGGACUCGCGCCCCACCAGCAAGAAGGAGCUCGCCGGCUGGUACAUGUACGCAUUUGCGGCCGAGACGUACGUAAUCUGCGCUAUUUCGUCGUUCAUCCCGAUCCUCCUCGAAAGUCUUGCUCGAGAAAAUGGCGUUCUGCUAUCCGAUCGAACUACACCAUGUCCCUCUAGCGACAGCUCGGCGAAACGGCCCAAAGGCGAGGACGGGCAGUGCAUCGUCCAGAUCCUGGGGCUAGACAUCAACACGGCAAGCUUUGCCAUGUAUACCUUCUCCAUCAGCGUGCUUCUGCAGGCCCUUCUCGUCGUCAGUAUCAGCUGCGCGGCCGACCAUGGCAACUACAGAAAGCGAUUGCUCCUAACGUUCGGCUGGGUUGGGGGCGUAUGUGUCAUGUGCUACAUCUUCAUCUUCAAGGAGAUAUAUGUUCUCGGGGCUCUGCUGGCUAUAAUAUCAAACACAUCGUUCGGCGCAUCCUUCGUUCUUCUCAACUCCUUCCUCCCGCUCCUCGUUCGCCACCAUCCGCGAGUACAGUACGCCGAUGGCUUACUGCCCUCGGAGACGGAUGUCGAUUCGCAACGCGAGGACGCUUCUUCAGUCGACACGGAGCGUCCCCUGAGUGGAUCUACCGCUGCGGUGCGUGCUUCGGCUGAUACAAGCUCAGAAUUUCACGAGCUGACGAGGACCCCUACAAAGGCAGAGCUAACUUCGAUCGAGUUGCAACUGUCCACCGAAAUCUCGGCCAAGGGGAUAGGCAUCGGCUAUGGCGCUGCACUCUUUGUGCAGUGCAUCUCCAUCAUGAUUCUGGUGGCCAUGGGAAGCUCAACGUGGUCCCAGCGAGUUGUGCUCCUGUUCGUCGGCUCCUGGUGGACGGUUUUCACCAUUCCUGCUGCCAUGUGGCUACGGCCAAGGCCUGGCCCUCCUCUGCCAGAAAACAAGGAGAAGGGACGAUGGGCAUGGCUGGCUUAUAUAUGGUACGCCUGGAAGAACCUGUACCGGACUGUGAAGCUUGCCAGGCGAUUGCUCGACAUUGUGCUUUUCCUCGCCGGCUGGUUUUUGCUCUCCGAUGCUAUCGCGACCACGUCAUCGACCGCAAUCCUAUUUGCAAAGACUACUCUUGGCAUGAGGCCCUGGGCCUUGGGUCUGAUCAACGUCAUCUCUACAACAACUGGUGUCAUGGGUGCCUUCAGUUGGUCCUUUAUCUCAAGGCGGCUAAAGCUCCAACCUCACCAGACGAUUCUAGCGUGCAUCGCGCUUUUCGAACUGAUACCCAUCUACGGCCUUCUCGGCUACCUACCCUUUGUGCAGCGGUGGGGUGUCAUUGGUUUACAGGCUCCAUGGGAGAUGUACCCCUUGGCCGCCGUGUACGGGUUCGUACUAGGUGGUCUAAGUUCAUACUGCAGAUCACUGUACGGCGAACUCAUCCCACCGGGCUCUGAAGCGGCGUUCUAUGCGCUGUAUGCUAUUACGGAUAAGGGGUCGAGCGUCUUCGGACCGGCGAUUGUGGGUGCGAUCAUUGAUGCAUCCGGGGAAAUCCGUCCGGCAUUCUGGUUCCUUGCGGCCUUGGUAGGUCUGCCUGCGCCUUUAAUCUAUUUCGUCAACGUGGAACGCGGGAAACGCGAAGGCGAGAAGCUGGCACUGGUGAUCGAGGGAUUCAAGAGCCGAGAAGACAUCUCAUCAGGGGACGCCCAGGCCGCCGACGAGCGUCAAGGAAUGCUGGCUGGGUAUGACGAGGACGAGGCCAGGAGAGGCGAGUAG